AGCUGCUGUGUGUGCUGUGCAGGGCCGAGGUCUCACUGAAGGCCGCUGAAGUCGAUGCAUUGAACGACAGACUGGCACUCGAGCAGAAGAGAGCCAGAGAGCUGCAGUGGGCCUUCGAGAAGGAGAAACGCAAGUCUGACAGGAAGGAGGAGACCGAGAGAGAGGAAGUGGAGGAGCUUAAACUGGCUCUGGAGGAACAGGCGCGGGAGGCCAGCGUCUCCGCAGAGCUGCAGGUUCAGUUAGACGCUCAGAGAGCUCGAUCGGCGGAGCUCAGCAGUGCUCUGGAGAAACAGAAGGAGCUGAACGCACAGCUGCUGCGGCGCUUCCAGACGAGCUCCACGUCAAACCCGCAGGAGUCUGACACACAAAACACUCUCAUGCAGACAGAGGCCACCUGCAGCCAGGUGGAGGCCGGGGUUCUCUCUGUGGAGUCUCUCCUGCAGACGCUGCAGACGCAGCUGGCCGAGAAGCAGACGCAGGUGGUGCAGAUGAUGGAGGAACUGGAGAGACAGAAGCUGGAGACGGUGCAGUGCAAACGACAGUGGGACGAGGAUAAAUCUGCCCUCGCGCAGGACCAGAAUGCAUUGCAGGCGGCACGCGACAGCCUGAGCAGCCUGGAGAGACGGGCGUCCGAGCUGCAGGCGGAGUUGGAUGCUGAGAGAGACAGCGUGAGGAGGCUGGAGAGAGAGAGAGACAGACUGCAGGAGACCGUGAGACAGCUGGAGGACAGACUGAGAGCGCUGGAGAACAAGAGCGUGAGAUCGGACGUCCGGCCGCAGGAUCGAACCCGUGACUGGGUGUUGCAGACGGGAGACGCUCUGAUGCUGGAGUCCAACACAACGUCCGUGCGUGAGAGUUCAGACCCAAAACACCUGGACAACAUCAUCCUCAGCAGACUGCAGCUCAUCGCCGCCAAGAUCAACAGCCUGAUCAGCGAAACCCCGGGCAGGUUAUCUGGGGAAGCGCCGGACCGGGACAGUCUAGCAUGGCUGUACAGUAAUAUACAGGAUGUGAUGUCACUGUUACAGAAUAUCCCAUCAGCCCCCUCUGCUCUCCCGGAGAGCGCCGCUCUGUUGGCAGGAGGAUCAUCCAGUCUGCUGAACGAGCGUUUGCUCAGGCAGAACGCAGAGCUCACGGGAUUCGUCAGCCGACUGACGGAAGAGAAGAACGACCUGCGAAACCAGUUACUGAAGCUGGAGGAGGAGCUGCGCAGAUACAGACAGAAGAAAACCACCGCCGAGAGCGCGUCGAGCCGGGCUGCGGUGGAGCGUCAGGAGCUGGUGUUAUUCUCUAGCGAGCGAGAGUCUUGGGCUCAGGAGAGGAAUCGUUUGGAGAAGUCUCUCCGUCAGGCCGAGGCAGAACUGAUCCGUCUGAGAGGAGAGAUUCGCUCCGAUACGCUACGGGAUCUGACUGGAGCUGAUCUGGACAACACGGCCCUCAGGAGGAUGUAUGGGAAAUACCUGCGCGCCGAGAGCUUCCGGAAGGCUCUGAUCUAUCAGAAGAAGUAUCUUCUGCUGCUGCUGGGAGGAUUUCAGGAGUGUGAGGAGGCCACGCUGUCUCUGAUCGCCCGGAUGGGUGGCUUCCCUGCACACACCUGUCUGGGGUCUGUGGGGGGUCAGCGCAGGGGCUUCACGCGCUUCAGAUCGGCCGUGCGUGUCUCCAUCGCCCUCUCCAGGUACAGACGCGCCACUGCGUCCUUCAGAAACACCAGAAACAAAUUUACAUGA
This is a messenger RNA of Sinocyclocheilus grahami, 1727 nucleotides long. RefSeq names its product A-kinase anchor protein 9-like. Gene Ontology annotation, biological process: signal transduction. Gene Ontology annotation, molecular function: molecular adaptor activity. The record is from RefSeq and is a predicted model, not a curated record. The transcript has 8 exons. Lineage: Eukaryota; Metazoa; Chordata; Actinopteri; Cypriniformes; Cyprinidae. The coding region runs from base 378 to 1727 and encodes 449 amino acids.